Lachancea meyersii CBS 8951 is the source of this 1128-nucleotide messenger RNA. NCBI's taxonomy places the organism in Eukaryota, Fungi, Ascomycota, Saccharomycetes, Saccharomycetales, Saccharomycetaceae. The record is from the annotation of a GenBank genome assembly.
AUGUUUGAGAAGCCUAAGAGAUACAUUCCUGGACCCGGAGAGCCAGCUCUACCGCCCCAGUUAUCUGAGUUUCAAAACAAGACUACCGAUGAGGUCCUUGAAGAGCUGAAUCGGAUGCCAUUUUUCAUGAAAACACUAGACGAAACAGACGGAGAGGGUGGUCAAAAUACAGAACUAGAAGCUCUCAAGGCUCUCGCUUACGAAGGGGAGCCUCAUGAAAUCGCAGAAAACUUUAAAAAGCAGGGAAAUGAGCUUUACAAGGCCAAAAGAUAUGGUGACGCGCGGGAACUUUAUAAUAAGGGCCUUGAUGUGGAUUGUGAGGUCGCUGAGAUAAAUGAGAGUCUUCAUUCAAACCGCGCUGCGUGUGAAUUGGAAUUGAAAAAUUAUAGACGCUGCAUAAAUGACUGCAAAUUGGCCUUACAAAUUAAUCCUAAAAACGUUAAAUGCUACUACCGUGUAGCUCGAGCCUUUCAUAGUCUCGACAGGGCUGACGAAGCAAAACAGACAGUCCAAUUUGCGUUGCAACUAGAUCCGGAAAACAAAGCCCUUGGUGCACUUUUCGAGAAGAUUAGAAAAAGAGAGGAGGAGGUGCAGGCCUACGAAGCGCAGAAACUAAAGGAAAAAACAGACAAAGAACGUUUGCAGACUCUACUAGAUGCAUCUUUGAUUCUUCGUAAUUUCACAAACAUUGAUACCACGAAUCCUCCUGAGCUGCUAGAAAAAGCCAAAUUGUACUUGGAAGAUGAAAGCGACGUGCAGUCGCAGCUCAUUUUCCCAGCCAUGGUUUUUUAUCCUUCCAGCGACGAGUUUGACUUUAUCGGUGCUGUUGGAGAGCUGAGCACCCCAGAAGAUCUCUUGAAUAUCCUUCUUCAGAGACCUCAAGAGUGGUUUGACCAGCCUAUCCAUCAAGAUUUCACAACAAAAAAACUACUCGCGUUCAUGGAAACAGAAGCUGGGGGUCUGGUGAAAAUUGGCAAAAGGGUCACUUUCCAUAACGUUUUGAAAAUGCAAAGUCCGGUCGUUCCUCUAUUAGAUAAAUCUUUGAGAAUAUAUUUCGUGCCUAAAAGCUCUAGCGAAGAGUGGCUUUCAAAGUGGGACAAGUCGGAUGCAUUGAAUAAACGUAAAUAG